AAUGCAGAUAUAGCAAUCGGUGACUUGACGAUUACUUACGAGCGAGAAGGAGUUGUAGAUUUCACAAUGCCUUUCAUGAACCUUGGAAUCAGCAUCCUCUUCAGGAAACCCGCCAAGAAGGUUCCUAAGCUCUUCUCCUUUCUCUCACCCUUGUCCUUGGAAGUGUGGGUGUAUAUGGUAACUGCCUUCUUAGGAGUCAGUAUCUUUCUUUUCGUCGUAGCUAGGUUCAGCCCGUAUGAGUGGACCAACCCUCACCCUUGUAAUCCAGAUCCGGAUACUUUAGAAAACCAGUUUAGUCUUUUGAAUACCCUGUGGUUUACGAUUGGUUGCUUGAUGCAGCAAGGUUCGGAGUUAAUACCUAAAGCGAUGUCCACCCGUGUGGUUGCUGGCAUCUGGUGGUUCUUUACCCUCAUUAUGGUAUCCUCGUACACAGCUAAUCUAGCAGCUUUUCUUACUGUGGAAAGACUGGUCACUCCGAUAGAGAGCGCAGAUGACCUGGCCAAACAGUCCACUAUUCAUUACGGAUGCGUCCAGUCUGGUUCCACCCUAGCUUUUUUUGAG
Limulus polyphemus (Atlantic horseshoe crab) is the source of this 561-nucleotide messenger RNA. RefSeq names its product glutamate receptor ionotropic, kainate 1-like. Gene Ontology annotation, cellular component: postsynaptic membrane; plasma membrane. Gene Ontology annotation, molecular function: transmitter-gated monoatomic ion channel activity involved in regulation of postsynaptic membrane potential; glutamate-gated receptor activity. The transcript has 2 exons. The record is from RefSeq and is a predicted model, not a curated record. The annotation marks the transcript as partial. NCBI's taxonomy places the organism in Eukaryota, Metazoa, Arthropoda, Merostomata, Xiphosura, Limulidae. Gene Ontology annotation, biological process: synaptic transmission, glutamatergic; monoatomic ion transport; modulation of chemical synaptic transmission.